Penaeus chinensis is the source of this 2600-nucleotide messenger RNA. RefSeq names its product regulator of G-protein signaling 10-like. The transcript has 4 exons. The record is from RefSeq and is a predicted model, not a curated record. Bases 155 to 670 code for a protein of 171 amino acids. Lineage: Eukaryota; Metazoa; Arthropoda; Malacostraca; Decapoda; Penaeidae.
GCGAAAACUCGCUCGCCCAAACAGGAAUUUCGUGUUGUUUUCAAUGGUGUUAACUUCCUGAUAAACGAAUGGUAACCUGAGCUAUUUUGGAAGAAAAGGGGCAGUCGUUCUGCCGUAUCUUGGAAGAGACAGGUGUGGGUAACAUCAGGAGGCCAUGGCUACUCCAGCGAAGACAGACAAGCCCAAAGACGAUAAGGAAAAAGAUGAAAAGCCCAAAGCCCCACCAAAACCAAAGGCUCCCUCAAAACCCCAGUUAGAGAAGUGGGUUUCGUCCAUAAAUGCCUUAUUGAGUGACCCUGAGGGCCGAAAGGCAUUCAGGGUAUUUCUAAAGGAAUCAGAGGUGGAAGACGGUGAGCUCACAAGAUACAUUGACUUCUUCGAGGAGGUUGAAGGUUACAAAGCAGAAUUUAAAAGACUAGAAGAAGCAGCAAAAGACAUUUUUGAAACAUAUCUUGAGGAUGCUGCUCACCAGGGAAUUAUUUUGCAGGUUGGGGCUGACAAGGAGGUAGGAACGGGGGGAAAGAGCGUGGAUAUUGGGGACAAGCUUGAGGAUGAAGGAUUGGAAGGCGUGCAACUAUUUGACGAACCACAGAAGAAGGUCAAACAGAAGCUUGCUGAUGGGCAAUACAUUAACUUCUGCUCACACCUUAAGGAGAAAUACAAGUUAUAGCACAAGGCACUUCGCUCUGCAGGAAAGGUGGCUACCAUUGUUUGCAAAGAUGUUUUUGAUUUGUAACUGAGAAAAAAGUUUAUUGUCCUGUGUAUAUGGUUUUGGUAGUCCCUUACAAAAGAGUGAAUAAUGGCCAUUGCAUAAAGGAUUCUGUUCAGUUUUAUUUCAGAAAACAAAAAGGUAUAAAUUAAAAAUAAAUACAUAAAUAAAAAUGAAAAAUAAACUUUAAAGUUGUAUUAUCAGUAAUUAGAAUAUAUUUUUUUUCCUGAUGUACUUACAAGGCAAUAAGCCUGAAUGCAGAGGCUUUAGCAGGGAAGAAGAGGCAUUUGGGCAUGUUCUGGGUUAUGGUCAGUAGUGCGAGCCAGUUUAUAGACUAUGAUUGUAAAUGUAAGGGAAAAGGGAAAUAUGAUAAUGAUAGAUCACACUAUUAUUAUAGUGGCUCUAUAAUUUUAUGUGUAGGUUGCAUAAUUUCUGGUACCCUGCAUCAAUAUUUUUGAUUUUUAAUUGUUUUUAAGGGGAGAGUAUACCUCUGCAAUAGUCUCUCAUGGUGUGGGGAUGGCAAUGAAGAUCAAUUCUUUUCAUUCUUCCCAUAAACAUGUUUACACUGUAUAACCUUCUACAUUUCCACCAAGCAAUAAAGGGGGUAUCUUCUUGUGCCCAUUGAAAUUGCCAUGGAGUGUAUAACAGUCACCAACAGUAUGGAGUUAAGCAUUGGUUAAUUAAUUUAUUUUCUAAGAUCCUUAGAUAAGACCAUAACUCAGGAUGAUUAUUUUUUCUUUAUCUAAUUUGCAAACAUAUUUGAAGUUAGAGAAUUUCCAUUGAGACAUCUUACUAUUUACCAAUAGUCCUCUUAUUUUUUUCAUAGAGAAAUUAUUCCUACCUAAAAUAUACACCUUAUUUCUUGCACAAGUGUGAUAAAAAUGGCCUUGAAAGUAGGAGUGGUAAGACCCCUAUAUAUGUAUGCAUUAUUCAGUCAGGUUGAAAUAAUGUCUUGUAUAAAACCUAAGUUUACCUUAGAACAAUUUUCACCAAGAUCUUAUGGGAGGGAUUGUUGUGUCUUGUUAGCCUGUACUUCAUUGAUGUACUUUUAUUAACACUGUGAUUGCCUUUCAUGUACUUAAUGAGAAAAAUAGACCUUAUUUUUCAUGUGAUGGAAUGCUCAAGCAUUUAGUAAGUUUUCUCUCUUUCUUUCUUUCUUUUUUCCUUUUCAGGGAAAUGUUAAUCUGUAUUCAUAAUCAACUUCCUUUACUUUUCACAUGAUUUUUCUUGAUAUAAAGGCAUAAGACUGUUACUGUGUUACAUAUCUCUCCAACAUGUUUUCCAGAUACAGAUACAUUGAAAGGGGAAUGGUAAUAUAUAUUAACCCUAAAAGGACAAUAUAACCUGUGUAAAUUAGGUAUAACAGUUACCUAAGGCAAAUUUUCCAUUUGUUAUCACAAUUUUUUUGAAUGUUCCUCAUUUUUCUAUCCUAUGGGCAAACAUUUUAUAUAUUCAGGUCUGUGGCAUGCAGCAGAAAGGACAAAAGUAAUUUUUCCUGUUAUAUUUUUCCUUAAAUAUAUAGCAACAUUUGUCAAGCCUGCAAAUUUAUGUUCAAAUGUAAAUUAGGUGCUAUGUGUAGUUGUGUGAAUGAUCUCAGAUCGAAUAAAUUAUUCAGGACUUGUGUAUCUCAAGUACUUCUAUUUUAGGUACCAGGUUAUUUCUUCUUUGUUUCUGUUUUUAUGGAUUAUCUCACAGGAUUUAAAAUUCUUGUGCCUGGUUGUUGAGAUGCUGUGGCUAUAGCUUGUGGUCUGAGUUUCCUGGCAGACAGCAAAAGUUUCCCCAAGAGAAUCACUAUUGGUGCCAAAGAUGCAAACAAGAGAGGUAGCAACUUAGGUACCAAUUAGUGAUGUGACAAGGCAUUUUGGCUUGUAUUUUACAAGUUAAAAAAUCC